Molecule: messenger RNA, 1588 nt
Organism: Anopheles funestus (African malaria mosquito)
Lineage: Eukaryota; Metazoa; Arthropoda; Insecta; Diptera; Culicidae
Exons: 1
Coding region: 237-1280 (347 amino acids)
Source: RefSeq, a predicted model, not a curated record
CUGCGUCAGAUCAUAAGCUGAAAUAAGAAAAACAAAUUGAAGGGAAAAGAAAUAAGCGCGUGUUUUAAAACAAAAACAGUUUAUUUAGUUUAAAUAAACGUGGUGUUAAAUAUAUGUGUAAUAUUAAUCUAAAGGACGUAAAAGGUAAGUAUUAAAUUUGUUAACUAAAAGAUGCUCCAUUGAAAUGCUACAUUGCGCAUAAACGAAGUUUCUAUUUAUUUACAGCUUAAACUAAGAUGCCGUUCUCUGUAGUUCAAACACAUGGGCCUAAAGGAUACGGUGAAUUGUGCAUCGUUCCUGAUUCUUGGGUCCAGGGAACAAGCAGUAACAAAACGUAUCUGUUGUGGCCAAACGUCAAAGGAAAUAUUAACCGUUUAGUCAUGAAUGAGAGCUGUGUUCCGGGAGAAGGGUGGACGAGGCAACAGUGUUGGGUCAAGCGACAAGGAUUAACGUAUGAGGAUGCUGAUUCAACAAUAAUGAUUAUGUCCGGUGAAUCGUCUACAGACUCUGGAAUGGCACCCACACUAUCGAUCACGAGGAAACCAGCAUCGUAUGCUGACAUGUUUUCACAAAGAGUGGUGGAAAACUCUAUGAAACCAACUCGCAGCGAGAGUCAAGUAAACAUUAAUGAGGUUGAGGUUAGUGAUGAAAAUCCGGUACGAAAUAUUGAGAUGCCUGAAGGAUGCCGUGAUUGUUCAUCAGUAAAAGCAUUACUAGAAGCUCAAACUAAAUUAAUAUUAGACAUUCGUGCUGAACAAAAACAUGAACAUGAGCAGGUUUUAAAGGAGUACAAAAAAGUAUGGAAUCGCAUGGGCAUUAUUGAAGUGCAACUAAACACUUUACUUAACCAUACCGAAGUAGGGUUUAAUGAUCUAACUUGCUUAGAUCAUCCCUUUAUAACAACCGUUGAAGAGAUGGAGAAAUUUGAAAAAGAUUUAGAAGAAGAAGAGUAUUUUUUGCAAAUAUCCAAUUUAUUAAAACAAAAACUAACCGACAAAGAUGUAAAUAAUAGAAUGUUAGCAACUCUUGAUGCUCUUUUCCAGAGGAUUUUUCUUACACAAUGCACAUGGACAGGGAUUUCAAAAACAGGCAACAAAAUUGCUAUGCACACAUAUAGAAACAUUUUAAAACUGUUUCAAUGUAUAGGAAGUACAAACGUAGUAAUGGCAACAGACGAAAUGGUUAAACUAUUUUUCAUGAAAAUAUUAAAACACGCUGCAGAGCGAUCUAUGGCAAAAGGCAUUCGCAAGUCAACAUGCCGAAAAAGAAAAUUGAUAUAGUACAUAGUUUCAUUUGCAUGAAUUCAUUAUGGCUUACACUAUUAUGUAAUUAGUUUUAUUUUCAUGAAUUCACUAUAGCUUAUAUGUACUAUUAUCUAGUAAUAUUUAUUUUCAUGAAUUCACUAUAGUUUAUACGUACUAUUAUCUAGUAAUAAUUAUUUUCAUGAAUUCACUAUAGUUUAUAUGUACUAUUAUCUAGUAAUAUUUAUUUUCAUGAAUUCACUAUAGUUUAUAUGUACUAUUAUCUAGUAAUAUUAAUUUUCAUGCACUUUUAAAUAAAGAAAUUAAUUCAUUAUUACCUUAUAAAA